AUGUCCACCGAGUCCAGCAGUGCACAACCUGUCGUUGCCAUUGUUGGUGCAACGGGAAACCUGGGCAAUGAUAUUGCUGAGGCAUUCUUGAACCAUUACCGCUCUCAAUUUUCGAAGGUCAUCGCCGUUGUAAGAGACCCGACGUCUGUCGCGUCGCGUAAGCUCGCAGAAGCUGGCGUAGGACUGCGUCAGGUCGACCAAAUAGACACUGUACCUUCCUUCGCGCGGGCUUUCGCUGGUGCCGAUGUGGUCGUGAGCGCCGUCAGCAAUGCACCGUUGGAAUACCACGAUGCACUCUUCGAUGCAGCGUUUCAAAACGGGGUGAAGGUCUAUUUCCCCUCGGACUUCGGCGUAGAUUAUCAUGUGGCUGACUUUCCAGGAUAUGAAGAGCCCCUCUGGGUUGCGAAGGCUCAGCAUGUCUCCCGCGCACGGGAGCUUAGUCACGGGAAAAUCAAAAUCAUAGAAUUGAAUAUAGGGAUGUUCAUUGAGUUCAUCUUGAUCGUGAGUCAAAUGGAUCAUUUUGGUUUUGAUGCUGAAACUUUGACCUUCACGUUCGCUGGCUCCCCGGAUAGCAGGCUCGCGGUCACAGCUAAAGCAGACAUCGCACGCUCUUUGGCGCAGCUCGCGUUGCUAGCGCUCGUCUCAAGCUCUGUCCCGGAUGUCGUACGCAUUGCGGGCCAGAAUGUCAGCUAUCGCAAAAUUGGCCAGGCUGCCGAACGCGUCAGGGAGGAGCGCGAGUUGAAGCCGAAGAACGUGACGCUGAAAGCCAUAGAUCUAGAAGCAUACAAGGCCGCCACUCGAGAGGAACAGGUCAGGACUGGAGUCUCGGAUCUUCAUAAGCAUAUCAAGAUUGUCGUCGGUGAAGGAAAGGUGGACUUCUCACACAGCAAUCACAAUGAGCUCGUGAACCCCGGAGAGAAGUGGUGGAAAUGGAAGCGUGUGGAGGAUUAUGCCCGCGAGCUGGGCGGUCGGCUUUGA
This is a messenger RNA of Postia placenta MAD-698-R-SB12, 978 nucleotides long. RefSeq lists its product as hypothetical. The coding region runs from base 1 to 978 and encodes 325 amino acids. The transcript is spliced from 5 exons. NCBI's taxonomy places the organism in Eukaryota, Fungi, Basidiomycota, Agaricomycetes, Polyporales, Adustoporiaceae. The record is from RefSeq and is a predicted model, not a curated record.